Molecule: messenger RNA, 2049 nt
Organism: Jatropha curcas
Lineage: Eukaryota; Viridiplantae; Streptophyta; Magnoliopsida; Malpighiales; Euphorbiaceae
Product: hydroxyproline-rich glycoprotein family protein
Source: RefSeq, a predicted model, not a curated record
GCAGGGCCAGUCUUUGACACAAACAGAAAUACUAGUACUUAGUAUAUGAGAGAAUUGAAAACUUAUGGGUUUCAUAUUUUAAUAAAUAUUAUCAAAAGAGACGGUGUACCAACGAAAACGACGUUGCUUUGUUUACAGUUAGUGUGUGGAAACCCUAAACCCUAUUACUUUCUGCAGAACAUCAUUUUUUUUCCCUACUAUUCUUUCCCUUCUUUGGAUAUUGUAAUCGUCCAAAUGAUCGGAAAUCCAAUAGCUAAACGAGUUUCAAAUCCCUCAACCAGACAGGCUUUUUUUCUAUCAUCAUCUCCUUUCUCCACUUACUCCGGCGGCGGCGGCGGCCAGGGCCGUGGCCGUGGCCGUGGUGGCCCAAUCUCCGGUCCUGGUCAAUUCGACUUUACUGCACCGUCUAAGCCCGACACUAAUGAUUCAAAAACUGAGUCUUCAGAUCGACCGCAGCAACCAGCAGGAAUCGGUCAUGGCCGUGGUAGGCCUCCAAUUCUCCCUGCCUUUUCCUCCUUGAUUUCCUCCUUAAAAACCUCUAUAUCCGCCACCGGGCGCGGCCGUGGGAAUCUGCCUUCCGCCGUAGAAUCUGGCGUUGGCCGUGGAAAGCUGGAUAAGCCAGUUGCUGCUCCAACAAAUCAAGAAGAUGAAGAGAACCGUCAUAUCCGUUUUCGUCCAACGGUAGAACCCGGCGUUGGUCGUGGAAAACCGGAUAAGCCGGUUGCUGCUUCAACAAAUCAAGAAGAUGAAGAGAAUCGUCAUAUCCGUUUUCGUCCCACGGUAGAACCCGGCGUUGGUCGUGGAAAAACGGAUAAGCCGGUUGCUGCUUCUACACAGCAAAUAAAGGAAGAGAACCGUCAUAUCGGAGCUCGUUCCACGCCCAGGCCUAGGACUGUCCCUUCCAGAAAAGGACUCGAGUCCGAUAAGCCCAAAGUUAGCCUUGAGGAGGCAACGAGAAGGGCGGUAUCUAUCCUAGAGCAGGGUGAGGAUGAUGGAGGUGGCGGAAUAGGGCGUGGAAGGGGUAGUAGGGUAAGAGGUAGAGGGAGGGGGAGAGGGAGAGGAAGAUGGGAUCAGAGAGGGAGAAUGGAGGAUUCGGAGCCAGAAUUUGCUACAGGUCUGUUCUUGGGAGACAAUGCUGAUGGUGAGAAGCUGGCGGAAAGGGUUGGUGUUGAGAAUAUGAACAAAUUGAUUGAAGGAUUUGAAGAAAUGAGUGAAAGAGUGCUGCCUUCGCCUAUGCAGGAUGCCUAUUUGGAAGCCUUGCAUACUAAUUAUAUGAUUGAAUUUGAGCCCGAGUAUUUGAUGGGAGAGUUUGAUCAAAAUCCAGAUAUUGAUGAGAAGCCGCCUUUACCUCUCCGAGAUGUGCUGGAGAAGGUGAAGCCCUUCAUAAUGGCAUAUGAUGGAAUCCAAAGUCAAGAAGAGUGGGAGGAAGUUGUUGAAGAAACAAUGAAGAAUGUCCCAUUAUUGAAAGAGAUUGUGGAUUACUACAGUGGACCUGACAGGGUUACGGCAAAGAAACAACAAGAGGAGUUAGAAAGAGUUGCUAAAACUAUUCCUGCAAGUGCACCUGCUUCUGUGAAGCGCUUUGCUGAUCGUGCGGUUCUUUCCCUUCAGAGCAACCCUGGCUGGGGAUUUGACAGGAAAUGUCAGUUCAUGGAUAAGCUUGCGAGGGAGGUUAAUCAGUGUUACAACUAAAGGCUCUUAAUUUACAAUCAUGAUUUUUCCCCCAGUAUUUUCAAUUCCUGAGAUCAUGGAUUACUAUUGCAGGUUAUUUACACUAUUUUCUUAGACAGUGUAUAAUUCGUUUUGACAGUUAGUGUUGUUUAGAAUUUGCUGCUUGUGUCUACACAUGUAAUAAUUCAAUAAAGUUUCCAGUAAGAAGUUUUAGUGCAUGAUAAUAAUCCUCUUUCCUGCUGUUUAACUGAUCAUGCUUGCUAUUCGUGUCGACUGCACUCUAUUUGUGAUUCGAAGCAGUAGGGGGCUGAUCCAAUCUUAAGACUUGAAAUUCAUUGUAAACUUGUGUUCUAUUUCAUAUCUUCUUUGUUGGUGCUA